Messenger RNA from Penicillium olsonii, 282 nucleotides. NCBI's taxonomy places the organism in Eukaryota, Fungi, Ascomycota, Eurotiomycetes, Eurotiales, Aspergillaceae. The record is from the annotation of a GenBank genome assembly.
AUGGCCUUUUUCCGCAUCACCCUCCUCCGCUCCGCAAUUGGAUUGCCGCGUCGCUCAACAGAUGUCCUCAAGGCCCUUGGCCUGAAGAAGCGUAUGGCGACUGUCUUCCACGCUGUCUCCCCCUCUGUCGCCGGUCAGAUCAUGAAAGUCAAGGAGCUUGUCCAGGUCGAGGAAUGCCAAUACCGCCUCACGAAGCAAGAAGUGCACCUGGAGCGUAAGCCCGACCCUGGAUAUUACCUUGAGAAGAGCGCUGCCGAGCAGCGCAGCGAGUCGAGCUCUUAA